This is a messenger RNA of Zygotorulaspora mrakii, 1563 nucleotides long. RefSeq lists its product as uncharacterized. Bases 1 to 1563 code for a protein of 520 amino acids. Gene Ontology annotation, molecular function: protein binding. The record is from RefSeq and is a predicted model, not a curated record. NCBI's taxonomy places the organism in Eukaryota, Fungi, Ascomycota, Saccharomycetes, Saccharomycetales, Saccharomycetaceae. The transcript has a single exon. Gene Ontology annotation, cellular component: cytoplasm; ubiquitin ligase complex.
AUGAGUAAAAAUUUCGCAGAUUUAUGUUACGCAUGCAGGGUAGGCGAUACCGAUAAUGUAGAUCGUUUGAUAUCCACAGGGGUCAACUUGAAUGCUGUUGAUCAGUUUGAUAACUCCCCUCUUUUCUUAGCCAGUCUCUGUGGUCAUGAAACAGUUGUGAAGCUUCUUUUGUCAAGAGGAGCGGUAUGUGAUAGAGACAGAUAUGAAGGUGCUAGAUGUAUUUACGGCGCACUAACUGAUUCUAUCCGCGAUAUCCUUUUACGCUACGACAUUUCGAAGGCGGUGGAUGUGAAUCAGCCAUUUACAAUGCAUAUAUCAUCUUUGAUCAAAGAUGACUUUUUUUUAGAUACGUGUGAUCUAUCCUGGAGUUUCCAUGACAAUAUUCGAGCGAUAGAGUGUUUACAAUUGCACAAGUUCAUUCUGGCAAGUAGAUGUGCUCAGCUCAAUUUGGGGCUGAUGAGUAAUUGGACAGGAAGGCACAAUUUUGAACUGCCCAAAGGAUGCUCGAUGAAAGAGAUGAAAAUACUUGUAAAAUUCAUAUAUCUGCUACCCGUCCUGCACGAAAUAGAUUACGAACAGUAUUCUUCGUUGAUAGCUCUUUCACGUGAAUGGGGAAUGGAAUUACUGGCCGAAUUUUUGAACAAGGCCCAGCAUAUAUUAGAUCCAUCUGAAAAGUCAAUGUUCAUGGCUACUUUUCAGUAUAAAUUCAUGGAAUUGGCGAGAGAACAGCUUUGCACAUUUGUGAAUGAUGCUAUUCUUAAGAGCAGCAUAAUCCUUAAUUCUCAUGAGGAGCUGGAUCAAGGACAAAACAUAAUUUUGAAGGAGUGCUUAGCAUUUCCAGAUGUUUUGCUAAUGGUGAAAAAUUUAAAAGACGAACAACGUGUUUUUCCUUGCCAUCUUGCAAUUUUGAGCCGUGCUCAUUACUUCAAACUCAUGUUCACACUUCCUUUCUUGGAGAGAACACUCUAUAAAAGCCAAAAGAAAUCAAAGGAUAGUGGUAAUUCUUCACCGUUACCACUAAUAUCUCUCCCGUCAUGCGAUUUUGAAGUUGCUGUUAUAAUUAUAAGGUAUUUAUAUUAUGACAGUUCUGAAAUUCCCUGGUAUAAUGCUAUAGAUGUUCUUCUUAUGGCAGAUAUGUUAAUGGAGGAUCGCCUCAAGUCAAUGGCCGCAGUAGUCUUAACCCAAAGUAAGGAACUUCUGAAGUGUUGUUCAAUAUUUGAUAUCCUUUCUGUUGCGUGGGAGACGCGAAUGGAAAGAUUGGAGCAUUUUGUGGCCAAGGUUAUUGCCCAGAAGAUACGAAAAUAUUCAAACGACCCUGCGCUAAAGGAGGCAAUACUUCAAAGCUCUAAGCGGAUAUCUGCCAGACAAGAAACUGACACUAUAGAGCUUGUUGACGACAUAAGAUUUUAUCUGUUAGAAAAGUACGCUUUCGAACUUGAAGACAUAGAGGUCUUAAGUAGCGAACAAGAUCUGGGGUUACUUAAAAGUUCUGGUAUCCUCGAAUAUCAACAAGACAUGUCUGUAAUUGAAAAUAUCUUAGAUGCUCUCUCUUUACAAGCAUGA